UCACAGCAGCGCGAGUUGGUCGCGCAUGUAGAGGGCCGCAUGGCCGCGAUAGGUAUUAAACAGGAAGCGUGAGCACCGCAGCCACAAAAUGCGGACAUUCCAUAUUGCGGCAGGGCGAUUCAUUGUAUUGUAGGCGUUCAUCGUAUCCACCAGGAUCGCACACUUUACGCCACUCGAGUCGAACUCGCCGGAUACCGCAUGAAUGGCACCCUUCACGCCCCCCUUGAGCCCGGCGCAUAGCUGGUCUGCACCACAUACAAUCUCCGCAUCCACCCCGACCGCCUUGGCUAUCGCCUUGCCCAUGAUGCGCAU
Molecule: messenger RNA, 312 nt
Organism: Vitrella brassicaformis
Lineage: Eukaryota; Vitrellaceae
Source: the annotation of a GenBank genome assembly